Molecule: messenger RNA, 2714 nt
Organism: Panicum virgatum (switchgrass)
Lineage: Eukaryota; Viridiplantae; Streptophyta; Magnoliopsida; Poales; Poaceae
Product: probable L-type lectin-domain containing receptor kinase S.5
Exons: 2
Coding region: 168-2381 (737 amino acids)
Biological process (GO): protein phosphorylation
Cellular component (GO): plasma membrane
Molecular function (GO): carbohydrate binding; ATP binding; protein kinase activity
Source: RefSeq, a predicted model, not a curated record
AACAAUGCUUCCAAUUUUUUUCUCCCGUCUAGGCCCGUAGGCGAGAGAAGAAUCUCUCAGGAAACCCGGUGGAAAUAAAGGAGAGCGGCCGUGCAGCGCCCACAGGCCGCACACGGGCGCCAGCCGCAGCAGUGGUGGUGGUCUCGGCCUCCUACUCCUCCUCGUUCAUGGCCGCCCGCUUCCUCGUACACCUGAUCCUCGUAACCGCCGCAACCUCGGCCGCAGCCGCCACUUCGCCCGCCACCAAUGCCACCGCGGGCCCGCGCGUGCCCGCGGCUCCCGGCGACGACGGCGGCAACGUCACCGGGUUCAGCUUCUCCGGCUUCGUCAGCGCGAACCGCGGCGCCAACGUGACGGUGCUCGGCGACGCCAACAUCAACCAGGGCGCGCUCCAGAUCACGCCGGACUCGCUCAACGACGCCGCCACCUUCCUCACCCACAAGUCCGGCCGCGUGCUCUACACGACGCCGUUCAGGCUCUGGCAGCGCGAGGGCCAUGGCGGCGCGGACAACGCCACCGCCGGCGGGGGCAAGAGGGUCGCGUCCUUCAGCACCGCCUUCACCAUCAACAUCUUCCGGCCCAACGGCACGGAGCCGGCGGAGGGGCUCGCGUUCGUCAUCGCGCCGUCCGCGGACGAGCCGCCCGCCGGGAGCUCCGGCGGGUACCUCGGCCUCACCAAUGCCGCCACCGACGGGAACGCCACCAACCAGAUCGUCGCCGUCGAGCUCGACACCGAGAAGCAGCCGUACGACCCGGACGACAACCACGUCGGGCUCAACGUCAACAGCGUCGUCUCCGUCGCCACCACCUCGCUCGAGCCCCUUGGCAUCGAGAUCUCGCCCGUCAAGCCGGCGAACUACACCGUGUGGGUCGACUACGACGGCGCCGCGCGCCGCAUCGCGGUGUUCAUGGCCGUGGCGGGGAGGGCGAAGCCCCGGAGGGCGGUCCUCGCCGAGCCGCUGGACCUCGGGGCGGCCGCUGCGGAGUGGUCCUACUUCGGGUUCUCGGCGUCAACGGGGCGCAAGUACCAGCUCAACUGCGUCCUGGCGUGGGACAUGGCGAUGGAGAAGCUCCCCUGCGACGACGACGGCGGCGACGCCAGGAGGCGGCGCACGCUCGGGCUGGCCGUCGGGGUGCCCGUGGGGGUGACCGCGCUAGCCGCCGUGGCCGUCGUGGCGUACGUGUGCGCGGUGAAGCGGCGGAAGGUGCACGGCGGCGACGACAGCAGCGCCAUCACCGGCACGAUGAUCCGGAGCCUUGCCGGCGGGCCGCGGGAGUUCGACUACCGCGAGAUCCGCAAGGCGACCAACAACUUCGACGAGAAGAUGAAGCUGGGGCAGGGCGGGUACGGGGUGGUGUACCGGGGCGUGGUGGUCGGCGACCACACCAGCCCCGGCGGCCCCGGGAGCGCGGUGGAGGUGGCCGUCAAGAAGUUCUCGCGCGCGAGCACGCAGGGCCAGAACGACUUCCUCGCCGAGCUCAGCAUCAUCAACCGCCUCCGCCACAAGCACCUCGUCCGCCUCGUCGGGUGGAGCCACGACAACGGCGAGCUGCUGCUGGUGUACGAGUUCAUGCCGAACGGGAGCCUGGACCAGCACCUGUUCGGCCCGGCGGCGGGGCGGCCGCUGCUGGGGUGGGAGCUCCGGUACAGCAUCGUCCAGGGCGUGGCAUCGGCGCUGCACUACCUGCACGACGAGUACGACCAGCGGGUGGUGCACCGCGACCUCAAGGCCUCCAACAUCCUGCUCGACGCCGCCUUCGGCGCGCGCCUCGGCGACUUCGGCCUGGCGCGCGCCAUCGAGGCCGGCAAGACCUCCUACAUCGACGAGGCCGCCGGCGGCGGUGUGCACGGCACCGUCGGCUACAUCGCGCCCGAGUGCUUCCACACCGAGAAGGCCACGCGCGAGUCCGACGUCUACGCCUUCGGCGCCGUCGUGCUCGAGGUCGUCUGCGGCCGCCGCCCGCGCUGCGACGUCGACGGCUUCCACUUCCUCGUCGACUGGGUGUGGCGCCUCCACCGCGACGGCCGCGCGCUCGACGCCGUCGACGCGCGCCUCGCCGGCGCCUUCGACCGGGGCCAGGCCGAGCGGCUGCUCCUGCUGGGGCUCGCGUGCAGCCACCCGACCCCCGCUGAGCGGCCCAGGACGCCGGCCAUCCAGCAGAUCCUGCUGGGCUCCGUGCCCCCGCCGGCGGUGCCGCCGUUCAAGCCCUCCUUCGUGUGGCCGGCCACCGACGACGCCGGGCUCGACACCGCGUCCACCACGGCCGGCACCACGGCGAGCCAGCUCAGCUUGACGUCGGCGUCGACGUGGAGCGGCCACUUCAUGAAGGGCAGCCUGAGGCACGCGUUCCAGCAGGAAGUCUCCGAUUCCUUGCCGUGACCGACGGCACAAGCUGUUGGUUGGACACGCUCGAUUUGCCAUUGUCGCCGUACGUGGAGACUAAUUGUCCAAAGCAGAGUGAGCUCCACGAAGGCAACCAAGACGAUCGAGACGGAAUUGAAGACAGGAGGAGGAUGAGCUAGUGAUACGGUUGUUCGUUCGUUCGUAUGGACAUACAUUACAUGACAGCUUACGUUUUGUUUGAAUUCUUCCCACUCUUUCUUGCUUCGUUGAUUUUUUUAUAUAUAAAUACAUCCCCUCUGUAAUUAUCUUCACUAGAUUUUUUCUACUAAUGUUGUUACCUGGCAUCGAAGGCUCCAGGAGUUAGUGUAA